Messenger RNA from Brassica napus (rape), 2223 nucleotides. Its product is annotated as transcription repressor OFP14-like. The transcript has a single exon. NCBI's taxonomy places the organism in Eukaryota, Viridiplantae, Streptophyta, Magnoliopsida, Brassicales, Brassicaceae. Gene Ontology annotation, biological process: negative regulation of DNA-templated transcription. The coding region runs from base 1195 to 2091 and encodes 298 amino acids. The record is from RefSeq and is a predicted model, not a curated record.
AUUAAUUUUUUAUAUUUUCUAAACAAAAACAUCAUUAAUUAUUUAUCUAACCACAAAUCAACCAAUAAUAAAAUAGAAGGUAUAUUAUCAUUGGUCAUAUAACAUUAAGUGUUAAUAAAUUUUACAUAGAAAACCGAAAACAUCAUAUAAUUUGGAACAUAAAAAAUUCUCUAAAACGACUUAUAUUAAAAAACGGAGGGAGUAGGUUUCAAAUCAAAAGCGACAUUAUUUUGACUUGCAAUGGAAAUCAAUUACACUAGCAUUCAUUCAACCAUGACUUGAAUUCAGAAUCUGGAAAGUCAUGGAAACUAGCGGUGGGCACGAAUCACAUACUACUGUAAAUUUCAGUAUUUGCAAUUUGCUUCAUAGUUUACGAAAAUCUGAUUUUCUUAUUUCCUUUGAUUCAAAAAAAUACGGAUAUCCGGAUAAUUGACAACUGGAUAGUUACGAAUAUCUCGUCCACUUUGUUUAAUACAAGUAUAUCUAAAAAACUAUACAAGUUUAUUUUUAAAAUAUUUUUAUAUAAUAUUAAGCAAAUGGUGAACCUAUAUAUUCCAUAAAUUUUAAAAAUUAAUUUUUUUUUAUAAAAUAUAACAUUUUAGAAAAUUUUAAUUUUUAUAAAGACUUUAUAUUUCUUUCUUAAUUUAAUACUUUUAGAAGUAAUUUUAUAAAUGAUAUUAUUAAAAUUAUAUGUUAAAAUAAUAAUUAUAUAAAAUUAUACAUUUACAACUCUCUAUUUAAUUGUAAAUAUAUUUCUAUCGUAUAAAAUCAGAACGGAGCGGAUUCUGACCCUAUUUUUUUAGUAUUUGUGAUUUGAUUUGUUUUUGACUCAUAUUUUGAUUUUUAAUAUUUGUUUUGCUUCAAAAACUUACUAAAACCCAGAUUUUCCUGAUGGGAUCAAAACGAAUAACAAAUUGAAUCGAAUUUAAGAGAUAAAAUGUCCAGAAGAAAACAACAAAUCCAAGAAGAAAAACUUCCCAAUUAAUGACAUUGCACAAUUUCAUUUACAAACAGUUUCAGAUCAGAGACCAACCCCUCUCUCCGUCAUCCGUCUUGUGUAUAUGGGGAAGUCCUCAAACUAAAUCUCCCAAGAUGGUAAAAAAUCUUUCAUUGGUUUGCUUCCACAAAUAGUGUUAUUCAUCAUCAUCAUCAUCAUCAUCAUCAACAUCAUAUUUUUCCGCAGAGGAAAAAAAAAUGCCAAACCCAGUGCAGCAAUCGGUGCAUGGUUACCUGUCAAAGAUCAAAAGGGAGGCAGGAAAGCUGCAGUUGUCGUCGUCGAAAUCAUUGUCAUCAUCCAAGAAGUGGGUGCUUAGCUAUAAGCUUCACAAAAAGCUCUCCUCCUUAAUGAAUGUAAGACGUCCCAGCAAGGCCUGCAGAGUCAACGACGACGACCACCACCAGGAUCCCGGUCAGGCCGCCACCUUGUCCGAUAUCGACCGUUUUCUCGAGGAAAACUUCAAAUCCCUCUGCAUCAGAGAUGGCGGCGAAGAGGGGGAGGAGGACCACCAUCGGAGGAUGACCAAAAAGAAGGAGAAAAGGGAUCAGUCCUCGGAUGACUCAUCCGACACUGAUGAAGACGACUACUAUCGUCACAGAUUCGAGAGGACAUGGGGACAGGCGGUCUACGACUCCCCCAAACUGCCAGAUCCGCGGAGGAGAACAGAGAGACUAUCUCCACCACCUGGAUCAUCGGAAGGUACGCCCAGCAUGUACACAACGCCGGAGGAGGAGGAGGAGAGACGGUCGUUGAGGUCCAACUCAUCAAGCUUGGUGCUGCCUGAGAACUGCAUCGCGGUGCUGAGAUGCACUGAAGAGCCUCAGGAGGAUUUCAGGAGGUCGAUGGUGGAGAUGAUGGAGUCCAAGCUAGGAGGGGGCGAGGUGGACUGGGACUUGAUGGAAGAGCUACUCUUCUGCUAUCUCGAUCUCAACCACAAGAAAUCACACAAGUUCAUACUCAGCGCAUUCGUCGAUCUCAUCAUCUCUCUCCGUGACAAGGAGAAGAGGGUCACCAGGAAAAGCCUUGAGAUGUCGCUCACUACUCGCGCCGCCAGGGAGAGGCUUAGUAAGAGGAGCUAUGCCUCUCGAAACUAGCUUGUACAACUUCCCUUCUUUUCUUUUCUUCUUUACAUCAAACCAUUUUAAUUUCUUUUUAACAUUCGUGUCUUUCUUCUCAGCCUUUAAAGUCAAUGCUUGCAUGUAUCCAAUGAACUUGUUUUAUUCUUC